UUCUGCUAUAAGUAAGAUUAUUGCGAUAAUAGCCGAUGACCACUCGCUGAUCGAGAAGCAAUAACACGAAGUCGCCUGUACAACGAAAGUUCUUCUCUUUUUCAUCAGCGAUCUCUACGAUCUUGGCGGCAAAUCCAAAUUUCAGCGCGCUAUUGAAGAGUUACUUGAUGAAGUCAGUGAUCCAGCAGGUGUCGACAGAGCACUAUCGUAAGCGCUCUGUGCGCUUCUCUCCGUGAUGAUUUCGACUUUCAUGCUCUCCCAUCGUUUGUAGAUCGAAAGGGGUCGGCCGUUGGAUUUUCUGACGAUGAUCAGGCAUGUCACUACGGUGUCCCUCGACAUCGUUCCCGGUAAAUAUACGGACGACGAGUUGGUUCUCCUGGUCGACAAGUGCUUUUUACUUGUGCAUAGUGUGAUCGCGCAAUACGCGGGCUACAUCGACGCGGUAAAUCCAUACGAGAAGGGUGUCCUCUUCCGCAUCGUGUUCGGGAUAUGCGAGCUCAACGGCGACGACCAAAGACGAGGGCUCGAGAUUGACGAGUCUUGCAAGAACGGGGUUACUUGCGCGAUGCAAAUCCUGCAGAUGGUGAAGAGUAUCGCGCACAUUUACAACGUGUCCGUCGGUGUCUCGACAGGGCUAGCCUACUGCGGCGUGAUCGGAAACUCCAUACGAAAGCAUUACGUGGUCAUCGGGCCAUCCGUCGACAGAGCCGCGUGGAUUAUGAGUAUUUCUUACGAUAAGAUCUCCUGCGAUUACGACACCGUGCUGCACAGUCGUCUGAGGAAGGAUCAGUUUCGCCCCCGAGGACUAAGGACACUGGGACCGUUGGAGAAGUGUCAGGUGUACGAGUACUUCGACGACGCGCCAGCACGGAAGGACGACCUUGACGCGAACUCCACCGCGGAGUAUUGCUACCCCAUCUUGGGCAGGCAAGAAGAAUUGGACAAAUUCGACGACAUCCUGGACGAGAUCGGUGUGGCCGGGCGGAAUUACUCGGGGUUGCUGAUAGAGGUGACCGAUCUUAGCCUUCGAAGAUCAAACGCGUACCACGAGAUUCAAUCGCCCGUUUGUUCCCUCGAGGGUGGCGAACGGUCCGGGAAAUCGCGGCUGUUGGACGCCUUCGCCGUGAGCGUUCGUAACCGGCAAAUACGACCGAUCGAGCUCUCGCUUCACGUGACUUAUGCGGAGAAGACUCACGCGGCGGUGCACCACGUUAUCCUGCAGAUACUGGAUGCCGAGAAGUGCGACACGAUCGAGGAACGUCAAAAGGCGUUACUCGCCAAACUGGCGGGCGUUAUCACCCCCGAAGAUCUUUGUUACCUCAACGAGCUAAUGAGAGUUCGCUUCCCUCUGUCGGACGCUUACUGUUCGGACUCUGAUUGGCGACGUCACAAGAAGGUCGUUGGUAUCUUCGAGGAAAUACUGAAGCAGUUGAAGACCAAGAUCUGCAUCCUGCUCGACGACGUUCAGUACAUGGACAACGCGUCGUGGCGCUUUUUGUCCUUGGCUCUCAACCAUGACCACGUUGUGGUGGCGAUGACGAUGCUGUCGACAGAUAUUCGAUACAGUGCGUGGACAGCUCACGCACAAAUGAUGAUUCGUCGAGACAAUAGGCUGAUGAAGCGGACGCUGGACGGUCUGCAUCCGAAACUGCUCCCUGUGCUCGCGUGCCAAAUUUUGAACGUCCUCGCGAUACCCGGAAAACUGAGCAGGAUCUUACGGACAUGCGCGGAAGGCCACAUCGGAUGGUGCGAAGCAUACGUGACAUUUCUCCUGCAGAACAACAUGUUGGACUUCGUCAGAAUAUCGCCGAGCGAGGCGAGUCAACGUGACCUGGUGUUUCCGGAUAGUCGCAUGCUUAUGAGACUGCCGGUCGACCUGACGCCGCAGGAGUUGCCGCCACCACCGACUUGGUCGCGAAUGAGCUACUUGGACGUGUGCGACGUGAACAAGCGUUACUCAGACGAAAUUUUCGAGAUAGGCCAUGAUACGAGAGGCGAGUCUCGCGAUAAUCUCUUGUCUCUUGAUCCGACACGUUGUUUUUAUUUUUCAUUAAUAUCCAAUCGGAGCGAAGUUGCGAGUGAAAAGCUCACAUCAACAUCAAACGAGGCAUCUUCUCGGUCCUCAGGAUUAAUAGGCGAGAUCUACGGCAGGAUGAGUCCGUUGGAACGAAAUUUCAUCGUGUGCGCUGCGAUGUUGGGCACGGUGUUCAAACGAAACGUGUUGUUGAACGCGAUUCCGGGUACGAAUAACAGCGAGUAUGAUGCCAUUAACGCCGUAAUUCCGGAGAUGUUCCGCAUGAGGAUAUUGGAGUGCGCCUCGUUCCAACGACGGGACUUCCACUCCGAGGAUCUCGUCCUCUGCAUACUCAAGAAGCGAAGGACCUUCUCCGACAUGCGCCACUCGGUGACUUGCAACUGUCGCUUAUCGCGUCAUACUAUCGUCGCUACACCUCCGCCCCUCGGUGCUUACUGCAAAACGUUGGAAUUUAAAGUCGAUCUAUUUCGCAAGACGGUAUACGACAUGCAAACGGAGAAGGAAAAGCGGCAGCAUCACGCGAGAGCUGUCGAGAUUUACGGCCGAAACGCUCGAAAGUGCAACUCCUGCGGCGCUGGCGCUUUCCUGAGAGUUCCUGUUGAAGACACGUCCGCGAAGAGGCAAACUGGUACACAUCUGAACGCGGCUGAAACAUCAUUAAUAGGUCACAGACUGCUUUUCGCGGAUCCACAAAAGAGGAGGAAGUUGCCUCUGCGCGGGACGAACUCGCUGUCAUCGGCGAGAAGGCAAGAAUUCACCGGCAACACUCGCAGAGUGUCAAUCAUGCCGACAUAUCUGGACGAUGUCGAGGACGAAGGUGGCAACAAAUUAAAAUUUCGGCCGAAUCUCCGUCGUUCGAAGUUCAAGCUGCUAAUCAAGACAGUUUAUCUUUACUCAGAUAUGUCCUCGAUAAGAAGCGUGAGGAUCAGAAAAAGCUUGAUGAAUAGAUCGUCCAGAUUCUGGAGACGCGUCUUCGCGAGCGUCGCGCCAGAAACGACGAGAGAUCACGACCGGUCGGACUACUUAGACGCGUACAGUCACAUAGAUUACCGCAAUUGUCGAUGCGACGGCGUCAUUAGUUGCCUCUUCUGGAGGUUGCACCAGCAUAUCGAGCAUAGCGGCGAGGUCGACAAGAUGGUCGAUUUUCUUAUGGAGUAUAGCUCCGGGCUGAUCCAAAUCGCACAACCGUCUCACGCAAUCAAGCUGCUCGCUAUUGCUGCCGAAAAGAACGAGAAAGUUGUUGCAAUAAGCGAUGACGCGGAAGAGAGCAUCAUGAACAGGGGAAUUAUUCUAGCCUUAACAGGAAAGUAUAAAAUAUUAUCUUGCGACGCCUACAGCGCCCUAGGAAACUAUGAUCAGGCCAAGAAGUAUUACGCGGCGGUGGUGACUCUGCGAGGCGCACCGUUGAAAAUUCACAAAGUCGUGUGCUUUGACCUGCUGAUAAGUGUAAAAAUUCAUCGCAAGCGACACGCCCUUCCUCGCCGUGCAAUCAACGAGAAAUCGGCGCGACUAGCCGCGAAAAGGCUGGAACUGGCGUCUUAUACGCGACGACUUUGCCUUGCGUUCGCGAGAGAAGACAAGAUGAAAGCGGCGAAGCUGUUCGCCUUACAAAGCUUCAAACUUAGUUACCCGAACUUCGACGGUUUUCUGGAGAAAGGCGAGAUAUACUUAGCGUUUGUUCGAAUUUCCUAGUCUCCUCGAAAGAGCAGAGCGUUGAGAGGCGAGUUGGAGGACGCCGUGGACAUAGGUGUGAAAGUUUUGAGGAUAUCCGGAGUUCUGCAUCUGAACGAUCUUUCAUUGGGCAUUAUGCCGUCGUUAAUUGAAAUAAUGCUGUGGACCAAACACAUCAAUCAGGCCGUCGACCUGAUGGCAGAGCUGUACUUCUUAGCGGACGAGGAUGUGGAUCUGUCCGCUAAGACGUGGUACUACGCUCUCUCCUUAGAACUUUUGCUCGACGCUAGCGUGCUUCUGGAGUCGUAUGAGACGUCUCUCAAAUAUUACGAGAAGUUCGUAGGUAAAGAAAGCAAAAAAAUAACACGACAUUUAGCACAGAAGCACACACGCUGAACUUCGUCAAUUAGUUACAAGUGUUCAUGUAGCUUACAGAUCCAAGUCUUGCGUGACGCGCGACCCACAGAGCAGCUGCCGUUUGUUGACGUGCCUGUGGAUCUACCAACUCAGAAUGCAAGUAUCCGACGCUCAAAUUUCAUCUGAAAGUGAAAAGUUUCGAUAAUAAUUCCGUAACAACAAUAUAACACAAGAUGACUACGCAGGGGAUACACGCUCACCAACACGACUGCGUACAGUGCGGACGCGUACGUGGAGAGUGUUGAUCGCGACCAUGAUUUUUCUCGAAUUUUUACGUGCUGCAAGGUAAUACAACGAUAAUAAUAUGAUUGUACAGGACGCCAGAGUGUGCAAUUAGGUGAUGAUAAGGCAACUCGCACCUCUUAUUUACACAGCGUUAU
Molecule: messenger RNA, 4503 nt
Organism: Harpegnathos saltator (Jerdon's jumping ant)
Lineage: Eukaryota; Metazoa; Arthropoda; Insecta; Hymenoptera; Formicidae
Product: adenylate cyclase type 10
Biological process (GO): cyclic nucleotide biosynthetic process; intracellular signal transduction
Cellular component (GO): cytoplasm
Molecular function (GO): adenylate cyclase activity
Source: RefSeq, a predicted model, not a curated record